Messenger RNA from Carassius carassius (crucian carp), 1674 nucleotides. RefSeq names its product ER membrane protein complex subunit 3 (gene emc3). The transcript has 9 exons. Bases 136 to 921 code for a protein of 261 amino acids. The record is from RefSeq and is a predicted model, not a curated record. Gene Ontology annotation, cellular component: EMC complex; membrane. Gene Ontology annotation, biological process: protein folding in endoplasmic reticulum. NCBI's taxonomy places the organism in Eukaryota, Metazoa, Chordata, Actinopteri, Cypriniformes, Cyprinidae.
CACAUCGAAGCAGCAGCGGCUCGAUGGUGUCACUAGCAUCCUGGUUUGAGCUGGUAUCGUGCUUCAAAGAGAUAAACCGCAAUUUGAAUACAAGAGUAGGGUGGGCAUACCCCAUCGACAUCCCUUCACUAAAGCAUGGCUGAGCCCGAGCUCCUCCUGGACUCCAAUAUCCGUCUUUGGGUUGUGCUGCCAAUCGUGUUUAUUACUUUUCUGGUUGGAGUGAUCCGCCAUUAUGUCUCGAUUCUGUUACAAAGUGACAAGAAGCUCACGUUAGAGCAGGUUUCAGACAGCCAGGUUCUCAUCAGGAGCAGAGUUUUACGGGAAAAUGGAAAAUACAUCCCUAAACAAUCUUUCUUGAUGAGAAAAUUCUACUUCAAUAAUCAAGAAGAUGGAUUUUUCAAGAAGACCAAAAGAAAGGUGGUCCCACCAUCUCCAAUGACUGAUCCCAGCAUGUUGACAGACAUGAUGAAAGGCAAUGUGACAAACGUCCUGCCCAUGAUCCUUAUUGGUGGUUGGAUCAACUGGACCUUUUCUGGGUUUGUCACAACAAAGGUACCGUUUCCUCUCACACUCCGGUUCAAGCCGAUGCUGCAGCAGGGAAUUGAGUUGCUCUCUCUAGAUGCCUCCUGGGUGAGUUCAGCAUCUUGGUAUUUCCUGAAUGUCUUUGGUCUCAGGAGCAUGUAUUCUCUGAUUCUUGGACAAGACAAUGGUGCAGAUCAGUCUCGCAUCAUGCAGGAACAGAUGAGUGGUGCUGCAAUGGCAAUGCCUGCUGACACAAACAAAGCAUUCAAGGCAGAAUGGGAGGCUCUGGAGUUGACGGAUCAUCAGUGGGCCUUAGAGAAUGUCGAGGAGGAUCUGAUGAGUAAGGACUUGGACUUGUCUGGGAUGUUCAGCAAAGAAUUGCCAACGGGCAUCUUCUAAGUGCCUGUCCACUACUGAGAGGUUCUGGCGGACCUCACUGAGAAUUGUGAAUUGUCAGACUGGAUUUGGGAGUGACAAAUCGGUUCCAUUCAGAUUUUUUCUUUUUCUAGAAAGGGUCAUAAACCUCAUUGCAGACAUAUCACAUUUUGUGUCAUAUGCAUGCAUCAUUCCCUCCAUUAUUCAUUUUUGCUGAGCUGUAAGUGUCAUAGGGUGAUAAAGCUUUGAGCUUUAAGAUUUAUGGAUUAUCUCUUGUGACUGCAUUAAUACAACGCAACAGAAACAUUACAGAGCACCCUAUAAUGUAGCGUGUGGCCUGGUUUUCGUGAAAACAUUCCCUAAUGAUUAUUGCUAUGUCUCUUCGUUUUUCUUUUAACACAAUUACAUUUUUAUUUUAUGAGCAUCAUGUUCUUAGUUUACUAGGACCAUAUGAUUGUAUGGACCAAGUAGGCAAAAAAUAAGUUUAGGAAGUGAUGACAUUUAAAAAGUGGAUCAGACCAUAACAUAGGUUCAGUUACCUAAAUAGUAUGUUCCUAAAUUGACUAGUGUUUUAGAUGCUUUUCUUAUGGUGCCAAUACAUCAUGCACGGAGUAUGUAGUAAAAAGACAACUUCAUUUCAGUUUAAGAUUUAAUGGCAUGUUUAAUAUAUUUAUUUUAGUUUUAUUAAAUGUCUUUUUUCUUUUUGUUAAAUAAAUGUUGCUCAGUACAUUUACUGGAUGUGUAUAUUCUUAAUACAGUUGUUUUACUAAAUAGUGA